UACAUGGAAUUUUACUGCUCAAUCAUCAUACCCAAAAUAUGCAUUUAUUCUCAGUUUUCAAUGCCAUCUAUUGAUCAGUCCAAUAAGGACCCUGGGGCUUUCCCAGUAGCCACCAGUGGGUAACCAUUUCUUUUGAAUGAGCUAAGGCUCCAAAGCAUGGUGUUUACCCUUCACUGUAUGGUGCAUCCAAAUCUUACCUCCCUGGACUUUGUUGCAUCUGAGAAAUUGGUCAGAGAUGCCACACAAUAUAUCAUCUUGCUCAGCAAAGAUCUUGAAAUCAUGAAUAUCAUCCUUCAAUCAGAGGAGGAUUUGAGAUACAGGAAACCAGGAAAAAAGCUGAAUGUUUUGAGUUAUCCUGGUCAUCAACAAAUUGCACUGCUGGUUCCAGAGAAACUUAUGGCUGAUUUGAGUUACCCUGUGGCCACUGACUUCUAGGCCAAGUUAGCCAAUGGUUAUAAAAGCACAUACAGAACUUGUGGUGGUAAAACAAGAACAAUUGCAGUAAUGGAUUUUGAGCCUAUCCAUUCACAGAUGGCUUUCCCUUGCUUCAAUGAACCAUUGUUUAAAGCCAACUUUUCAAUCAAGAUAAGAAGAGAAAGAGGACACAAAGCAUUAUCCAACAUGCCAAAGCAACUUCUCCUAUUUACGACACAUAAGUCAAUAUUUCGAAAAUAUUUUAUGCAGUCCUUGAAUGUCUGCAUUGCCUCAAGUGGCUUGUCUAGUUCUCUGGAUCAUGCCUUUCCCAGCAAAUGCUGGCCUAACUUUCUGCUUCUCAUUGACAUGUCCAACCCAGACUUUCAUGGAGGCCUCCUAGAAGAUCAUUUUGAAACUACAGUGAAAAUGAGUACAUACCUUGUAGCCUACAUAGUUUGUGAUUUUGACUCUGAGUGGCACAACUCGUUAGGGGUCAAGUUGUCCAUCUAUGCAUCUACAGGCAAAUGGAGUCAAAACCAUUAUGCUUUGGAAGCAUUUAAGCUACUUGAUUUUUAUGAACAGUACUUUGAUAUCAACUACCCACUCCCCAAAAUGGAUAAAUUUUCUAUUCCUGACUUUGAAUCUGGAGUCAUGGAAAAUUGGGGCCUCAUCACAUAUCACGAGACAUCACUGCUCUUUGAUCCCAAGACCUCUUCUUCUUGUGAUAAACUAUGGGUCACCAAAGUCAUAGCCCAUGAACUUGCCUCCCAGUGGUUUGGCAACCUGGUUACAAUGGAAUGGUAGAAUGAUAUUCAGCUCAAUGAAGGUUUUGCAACAUACAUGGACAUCAUCUCUCUUAAUGCUACAUAUCCAGAGCUGCAAUUAGAUAAUGCCUUUUUGGAUGUUUGUUUUGGAAUAAUUGAAAAAGAUUCACAAAAUUCCUCCUGUCCUAUCUCUAAGCAGGCAGAAACUCCUAUUUAAAUAGAGGAAAUGUUUGCUGCAGGAGUUUGUAUUUCAUAUAUGUUCAAGAAUCUUCUGAGUGAGGAGAAAUAGGAAGGAAUUAUUCACUAUUUUAAAAAGUUCAGUUAUGGAAAUGCCAAAAAUGACAAUUUGUGGAGCGGCCUGUCCAAUGUAAGUCAUAUAUUGGGUAAUUUUACAUCUGGCGGAUUCCGUUAUUCUGAUUCUAAGAUGACAAGCAGCACGGUGACUUGCCUUUCUGGGGAAGAUGUGGAGGUCAAGGAGAUGAUGACUACAUGGAUUCUGCAGAAAGGAACAUUCCUCUGGCUAAUGUACCUUUGGCAUAUUCCAUUGACCUACUCCAUGAGUUCCUAUAAUGUGAUUCAUGGAUACAUUCUAAAAUCAAGGACAGAUACUCUGGAUUUAUCUGAAAUGACCAGUUGGUUGAAAUUCAGUGUGGACUCAAAUGGCUACUACAUUGUUCACUAUGAGGGACAUAUAUGUGGCCAACUCAUUAUACAGCUGAAUCAGAACCACAAAUUUCUCAGACCUAAGGACAGACUAGGUCUGAUUCAUGAUGCAUUUCAGCUGACAAAAACGCUUGACCUGACUCGCUAUCUCCAACAUGAAGUGAGCAUCCCUGCACUUCUCAAAGGUCUGGAAUACUUAAAAUUGUUUUACCACAUGAUGGACAGAAGGAAUAUUUCAGAUGUCACUGAAAACUUCAAGCGUUACCUUCUCCGAUAUUUUAAGCCAGAGAUUGACACACAAAGCUGGAGCAACGAGGGCUCAGCCUGGGACAGGCUGCUUGGCUGGACCAUCAUAAAACAGGCCUGUUACCUGAACCACACUCCCCGCAUCCAGAAGGCAACUGAACUCUUCUCUCAGUGGAUGGAAUUCAGUGGAAAAUUAAGCAUUUCAACAGAUGUUUUAAAGAUCGUAUAUUCUGUGGGUGCUCAAACAACAGUAGAAUGGAAUUACCUUUUAGAGCAAUAGUCAAUUUCAGAUGCUGAAAAAAACAAAAUUCUGUAUGCAUUGCCAACCAGCAAACAACAGGAAAAGUUAAUGAAAUUAAUUGAACUAAGAAUGGGCAGAAAAGUCAUCAAGACACAGGAGUUGGUACCUCUUCUUCGUGCAAUCUCCAGAAAUCCAAAGUGACAGCAAUUAGCCUGGAAUUUUUUAAGAGAAAAUUGGACCCAUCUCCUUAAAAAAUAAAAAGAUAUCUCAUUUUCCACGAGAAUGAUCAUCUCUGGCACAAUAUCUCACUUUUCUUCCAAGGAUGAGUUACAAGAGGUGAAACUAUUCUUUGAAUCUCUUAAGGCCCAAGGAUUACAUCUGGAUAUUUUUCAAAUUAUUCUGGAAGCCAUAUUCAAAAAUAUUGAGUGGGAGAUGAAUCUUUCCACUCUGAGGACUUUGGCUACUGAUUAG
Messenger RNA from Hyaena hyaena (striped hyena), 2799 nucleotides. It is a transcript of the gene ERAP2, whose product is annotated as endoplasmic reticulum aminopeptidase 2. Gene Ontology annotation, biological process: peptide catabolic process; proteolysis. Gene Ontology annotation, cellular component: cytoplasm. The record is from RefSeq and is a predicted model, not a curated record. NCBI's taxonomy places the organism in Eukaryota, Metazoa, Chordata, Mammalia, Carnivora, Hyaenidae. Gene Ontology annotation, molecular function: zinc ion binding; metalloaminopeptidase activity; peptide binding.